Cyprinodon variegatus (sheepshead minnow) is the source of this 1394-nucleotide messenger RNA. Its product is annotated as protocadherin alpha-4-like. Gene Ontology annotation, biological process: homophilic cell-cell adhesion. The annotation marks the transcript as partial. The record is from RefSeq and is a predicted model, not a curated record. The transcript has a single exon. Gene Ontology annotation, cellular component: plasma membrane. Lineage: Eukaryota; Metazoa; Chordata; Actinopteri; Cyprinodontiformes; Cyprinodontidae. Gene Ontology annotation, molecular function: calcium ion binding.
AAGAUGAAAAUGCAUGUUUAAUCAAUCUCAAAACAGUUCUGGAAAAUCCGCUUGAAAUAAGCUAUAUUACAGUAGAGAUAACUGAUUUAAAUGACCACUCUCCUGCAUUUCCUGAGAAAACUGAGCGACUGGAGAUCUCAGAAUCUGCAUUGCCAGGAGCAAAAUAUCAGUUACAAAAGGCAUAUGAUCCAGAUAGUGGUACAAAUUCUGUUCAACAGUAUACAGUUAGUCAGAAUGAGCAUUUCCGACUUGAAAUUAAAGAUCGUGGUAGGGAUGGCAAAACACCAAUUUUGCAGCUACAAAGGCAGUUAGACAGGGAGACUAAAAGUAGCCAGAAACUGCUGCUGAAGGCUAUAGAUGGUGGGACUCCACCAAAGACUGGUACAGUUGAAAUACACAUUGAUGUAAUCGAUGUCAAUGACAACAUGCCAGUCUUCAUUAAUAAUACAUAUUCAGCAAUUCUACAAGAAAACGCUCCAGUGGGUACCACAGUCAUCCAAGUUAAUGCAACAGAUUUGGAUACUGGCUCAAAUGGAGAGGUAUUUUAUUCCUUUGGCAGUGAUGUCAAAGAUAAAGUCAAAGAGCUAUUUAGUCUUAACUCUGCUACUGGCGAGAUCAUAGUAAAAGGGCAGGUGGACUUUGAAGAAAAGGAUAGCUAUGACAUUGACAUACAAGCCUCUGAUAAAGGAUUUUUUCCAUUUAAAACAUAUAAAAAUGUUAUCAUUAAAAUUGCAGACAUUAAUGACAAUCCUCCUGAAAUUGAAGUGGCCUCUUUAUCAAGAACAGUUUCAGAGGACUCCAGACCAGGAACAACAGUGGCACUCAUAAGCAUAACUGAUUUGGAUUCUGGUAUUAAUGGAAAAGUAAUGAGCUAUAUUGCUGAUGAAACACCAUUUAAGCUAACUCCAUCAAUCCAAGAUAACAUGUUCGCAGUAGUCACCAAAUCUCAGCUGGACAGAGAAGAAAAAAAUGUUUAUGAUCUUACAAUAAUAGCUAAGGAUGCAGGUGUCCCACCGUUGAUGUCUCAAAAGAAAAUAAGUCUACAACUAUCUGACAGCAAUGAUAACAGCCCUGAGUUUUUAGAGAGUGUUUAUACUUUUUAUGUCCCAGAAAAUAACCCAACAGGAAGCUUGUUGUGCUCGGUGCAAGCUUCUGACCGUGAUGAAGGAGAAAAUGCAUUAAUUACAUAUAGCCUUAUGAGGACCGCAGGUAAUGAACGCUCCAUGAUAUUAUUUGUCAACAUAAACUCUGAAAAUGGAGAUAUAAUGGCACUUAAAAGUUUUGACUUUGAAACCCUGAAAACCUUCCAGUUCCAAGUUGUUGCCACUGAUUCUGGAAUCCCAUCAUUGAGCAGCAAUGUCACAGUGAAAGUGUUUAUUCUGGAUCAGAAUGAC